Messenger RNA from Durusdinium trenchii, 2659 nucleotides. Lineage: Eukaryota; Dinophyceae; Suessiales; Symbiodiniaceae. The record is from the annotation of a GenBank genome assembly.
GUUCCCCAUGAUCUUCGCAACGCGACUCCGCGUCGCGGGACGUGACCGGAUGGAUGGAUCCGAGCGCCCUGCGAGAACUGGGCCUGCAAACCUCCCUGGAUGAUCCUCCCCUGCUGCUGCGCAAAAGCGUGCACAAGCCAAAGCUGUUCGACGUCCCUCUGGAAUUUGAGUCUGAGAUACGCGCUUCGAAUCACCUCCCGGAACUGCGCAUUUGCACCUGGAAUGUGCUGGCCCCGAGCUAUGCCUUACAGAAGUCCUUUCCAGAUGUGAAGCCCGAGUACUUGAAGAUCUCACACCGACGAAAGCUGUUGUAUGAGGUGAUUUCACUCCUCAACGCAGAUGCCAUUUGCCUUCAGGAGAUCGAGGGCUUGGAGGAGUGGCAAGCUCACUUGGUAGGCCUCGGAUAUGCCACGGCCUUCGCCCAGCGGCCCGGCCGUGCCGAUGGUUGCUUGAUCGGGUGGCUCCGUUCACGGCUCAGGUGUGUUGACACGCUGUCUUUGAGUUUUGAUGAUUGCUUGGCGAUGCAGCAGUUGCCACUUAGUGUGCAUUCGCGGUUUGCCCGGAAGAAUGUCGCACUGGUGGUGGAGCUCGACUUGGAAGGAAGACGCUUCCUGCUUGCGACCACCCACCUCUACUGGGGAAGCGAACAUGAAGAUGUCAGAUCAUGGCAGUUGCAAGUCUUGCUGGAGCAUGCAGCUACUCGCUUUGGAUGCCAGAAGCCCUUGGCGCUGUGUGGUGAUCUCAACAUGCUUUCUUCUGGCGACGCUUACAAAUUUUUGAGGCAUGGCUCGUUGGAGGUCCCGCGGAAGUUCCGCAAUGUGGAACGCUUCUUGGUGGAUCGGGACAUUUCCAAGGCUGCCAAGCCUUUGCGAUUGCUCGGCCUGGACGUCUCAGUUGAAAGCCCGGAGGAACGUGAAGAACGACCAGAGGCAGCCCUUGGUUUGCGGAUCGCCCGCGUCCCGGUGGUCACUCGUGCUGCCCGCGAAGCGCGAGUCUUGGUGUCGGCCUCCAAGAGGCUAGUGAAUCGUGCCGAUGCCGCCUUGGCGUACUUUAUUGAUGCCAGAGAGUUUGAACUGUCCCUUGCGAAGCUUUGCAUUGAUCUGGCUGUCGACCUGGGCCCAGAGCGCUUCUUCACUCGCUGUGUGAAGUGCAAUGGCCUGGUGCUCCCCUUGGCGAGUAACGAGAAGGAGCUGUGUCCUUCCAGCUGUUGUGGACGACGGUGUUGGACGAUGUCCUUGUUGACCCAGGAGCAAGAUCGCGCAACGGCCUUCGGAGCACCGGCGAAUGGAAUUCCUCUCUUCACUUGUACUCUUUGUGGGCAGAUUUACUGGUUCUCCCAUGACCUGGGUAGUGCAUCUGCACGAGCUCGGCUGCAGGUGGAGAAUCUGGUGAACCUCGUCGAAGAGUUGAAGCGGGCGACGCCCAGCGACGCCGCCGAACUCGGCGAAGGUGUGCCAACUGAAUCUCGCCCCGACAAGGCCGAGGCCUUCUCCUCUGCGCGGUUCCUGCGUGAUGGCGGUGGGCGUCUUGAACAUCCCUGGAGCCUUCGCUCUGCCUUUGAAGAUGUAGAAGAAGAUGGUGCUGUCAGCAAUUCAAAGUAUGGUUUUCAUGGCUGCAUCGACUACAUUUGGUUGAGUCCAGAAUUCCGUCCUUCACGACGGCUUCGACUGCCAAAGGUGGCAGACUUCGAGAAGGAGCCAGGGAAGCCGUUGCCAUCUAUGGUCUCUUCUACUUGGCCUUCAGAUCACUGGCCUCUCGCCGUGGAUCUCGUUCUCUCGUGAGAGGAACUCCAGGAGCGAUGCAACACGAGCAGCUCGACGAGCGCGAGUCGAUCGAGCGGCUCGCGGCGGCGGCGUCUCGCUGAACCGCGCAGAACUACGCGCCACGUCUGCGGCGGCUGAAACGCGCUUUUCCGCCACCGCAGAGCUGCGAAACUCCACCGAGAUGGGAUGAAGUCGCAAGGAGCACAGUUCUCAGCCGAGAACUCUUCAGUCGGGCAGAGAAUACCGUGACAUACCGUGACAUGCAGAUGCCGCUGUGACUGAUGCGUGAGGUUUCUUUUUGAUGAUCUACGCAUGGUGAGACACUUUUGGUGAAGAUGUCAGGCUGUGUUUUCACCUCAGGCGAGACUCCAAAAAGAGACCGUAAAACCAAGUGCGCUGAGGCAUUGUUGUGGCACGAGUGGCAUGAGUGGCAUGUACACUGCAGGAUAUGCACCAUCAAGUGUACACUGAAGGAAUUAGGUUGGGUUCGUCACAACUUGAAUCAACUUGAUAUCUCUUCCUUGCAAUUGCCUUAUCUCUUUGUGUCCAAUAGAGCCGUGUGUUUGGCUCUAAGGCCAAGACUGCCAAAACCCAUACGCUAAGACGCUAGGCAAAGCGCCUCUCUGGUCCCGCUUGCUUUCGAAAAAAAAAGACACCUCUUAGGGCCUCUUAAGGCCUUUGGAUGUCUUUAACGUCGUUGUCCAAAAUCGUUUUCUUUGACCGAGAUGAAGCCGGUUUCUCCGAAUCUUGCUAGGUUUGUCAAUCUCUACUGCUUUGCCUUGUCGGCGAUCUUCCUCUCACUUGCCUUGCUGCUGUGGAUGUGCCACUGACCAUCUCAGAAAAGGCUUCGGCCAUCAUCUGAGGGUAUAGUCCCGCGGCGGCAAAGUGGAGCAACC